This is a messenger RNA of Otolemur garnettii (small-eared galago), 3635 nucleotides long. RefSeq names its product WD repeat domain 60 (gene DYNC2I1). Gene Ontology annotation, biological process: intraciliary transport. Gene Ontology annotation, molecular function: dynein heavy chain binding; dynein light chain binding. The transcript is spliced from 25 exons. The record is from RefSeq and is a predicted model, not a curated record. Lineage: Eukaryota; Metazoa; Chordata; Mammalia; Primates; Galagidae. The coding region runs from base 126 to 3335 and encodes 1069 amino acids. Gene Ontology annotation, cellular component: cytoplasmic dynein complex.
ACGGCGCCGCAGGCCGGGGCCCGGCCGCUGGAGAGGUGCGGGCUAGAGGCCGGUCGUCUCCUCCCUGGGUGGCCGAGCCUGGCCUGGGCUGAGGAGACUGCUGCCGCCCGGGCCUGUGAGGCGCGAUGGAGCCUGGGAAGAGAAGAACCAAAGAGGACACAUGGAAAUCAGAUGACCUCAGAAAACACCUUUGGGCUGCACAGUCAGGAAGUCUCAAGGAAGAUAAGAAACGCAGGGAGAAGAAGCUACACCAGGAGGCUGAGGUGGACCUCCUGGAAUACAAGGAGUCCAGGUCCAGGGCUCCAGACAGAGAGACCAAGCACAGGGAGAGGACGGCUGAUGUCCACACCGCCAAAGACAGUCCUCUUUGGGAGAGAGAGAGAGAAAAGCAAAGAGAGAGAAAAAAAGACACAAAAGACCGGGAGAGAGACAAGUUGAAGGAGAAACACCGAGAACAAGAUGCAGAAAAGUCUCACAGUAAAGGAAAGGACAGAGAAAAAGAGAGAGACAGAAAGACCAGGAGAGAAGAGCUAUGGCAGACACCAGCUCACCAUAACCUGCUAGGCCGGGAGGUGCGGGGCAGGCAGCUGCUGGAGCGGGCUGAGCGGCGGAUCCGCUCAGUAAGUAAAGUAAGAAAUGACGAUAAAGAAAGGAGAGAUGAAGACUGUGAAAGAGGAGACGAAGACAGAGAGAGAAGGUACCGAGAGAAGAAGCUGCAGUAUGGGAGCAGUAAAGAAAACCCUCUCAAGUACUGGCUGUAUAAAGAAGAGGGUGAGAGAAGACACAGGAAGCCACGAGAGCCAGAUCGAGAAAAGAAACACCGAGAAAAAAGCAGCACCAGGGAAAAAAGGGAGAAACAUUCCAAAGAAAAAAGUAGUUCUUUCUCUGACAAAGAAGGGGAAGAAAAGCACAGGGAGAAGUGGCCCAAGGAGGGCUUCCCUGUGGGUGAUGAGUGGCUGCGCAGUGAUGGGGGCAGAAGGGAGAGAGCAAAAGAUGAGCACAGGAAAAAGGAUUCCAAGAACGGUGAACACAGGAGUCGUGGGACAAGUUCAAGGAGAGAUGGAACCAGCAGCCAUCAUGCAGAGAAUUUAGUAAAGAAUGAUGGAAAGGAUAAAGAUUCAAGAAGGAAGCACAGCCGUGAGGAAGGCUCAUCUGUAUGGAAGUUGGCUCAGAGGCAAGGAGAUGAGGAGCCCAUGGAUAUUGAAAAGGAAGACAUUGAUUUAGAAAAUGCUGGAGCUAAUGAAUAUACAGCCAGUUAUGAAGAUGAUUUUGAAGACUACGAGGAUGACUUUGAGGUUUGUGACGGUGAUGAGGACAGCAGUCCAGAGCCAGAGCCAGGAGGGAAACUGGAUGAACUUCCUCUAGCCCAAAAAAGGGAGAUAGAAGAGAUUCAAAAAGCCAUUAGUGCAGAAAAUGAAAGGAUUGGCGAGUUAUCUUCAAAACUGUUUCAGAAACAAGGUGGAACAGAAUGUGAGAGGGAAUCCAGGACAGAUGCAAAUAAAUCCCCAUCAAAAGCCUCUGUUUGUGGAAUUUUUGUGGAUUUUGCAACAGCCUCCCACCGUCAAAAGAGUCGGACUCAGGCCCUUAAGCAAAAGACACGAAGUACAAAACUGCUUCGGCUUAUUGAUUUAGAUUUUUCAUUCACUUUCUCUCUCUUGGAUCUACCACCAGUAAAUGAAUAUGACAUGUACAUCAGAAACUUUGGGAAAAAAAACACCAAGCAGGCAUAUGUGCAGUAUAAUGAAGAUAAUGUUGAAAGAGACAUUCAAACUGAAGAAAUAGAGACUAGGGAAGUGUGGACCCAGCAUCCAGGAGAGAGCAGUGUUGUCUCUGGAGGUAGUGAAAACAGAGAUAUCUCUGAUGCUACAGUUAUACCAAAGAUUGACACCCCAAGGUUAUCAAGCUUUCUCCGGGCAGCUUGUCAGGUGGUUGCUGUUUUGAUGGAGGAGGAUCGUCUGGCAGCUGAACCGAGCUGGAAUGUCAGGGCUCAAGAUAACACCUUUCUUAUCAGCGAAAGCUCAUCUCAAUUGAACACCAGCCUGCCGUUCCUUCAAAAUCGAGAAGUAUCCUGUUUGCACGUCUCUCAAGUUCAGAGGCAGACAGUGGUCUCUGCUCAUGGUUUACCUGAGAAGGCAUUUGCUCCCCAGCUGGAUCGCAGAUGCAUCCUCUGUGUGUGGGACAUUUGGCAGCCUUCAGGGCCCCAGAAGGUUCUGAUCUGCGAGUCCAAGGUCACGUGUUGCUGCUUUAGCCCUUUUAAAGCAUUUUUACUGUUUGCUGGAACAGUGCACGGCUCAGUGGUCGUGUGGGAUUUAAGGGAAGACUCCAGGGUGCACCAUUACGUGAGGCUGAGCGACUGCGUCUGGACGUUCCGGACACCAACCUUCUCCACUGAUGGAAUCCUCACAUCAGUGAACCACCAGAGUCCUCUUCAAGCAGUAGAACCUGUCUCAGUGUCUGUCUGCAGAAAACAGAGCUUUGUGCUUUCACCAUUUUCUACUCAGGAAGAAAUGACAGGUCUGUCAUUCCACAUCGCAUCCUUGGACGAGAGUGGGGUUCUCAACAUGUGGGUGGUUGUUGAAUUGCCAAAAGCAGACAUCGCAGGUUCAGUAAGCGAUUUAGGACUGCUACCUGGAGGGAGGGUCAAGUUGGUACACAGUGCUGUGAUCCUGCUGGGGGGCAGUUUUUCCCUUAAAGGGAAUGAAUUUUGGGGGACCACACAAACAAUGAGUGUUAAAUUUCUGCCUUCAGACCCUAAUCACUUUAUUGUUGGCACAGACACGGGUCUGAUCGGCCAUGGCACGAGGCAGGGAGUGAGGGCAGCCCCCAGGGCCUUCAGGCCUCAGCAGUGUGGAGCAAGACCAGUCACGGUCAAUGCGAUGGACUUUUCACCAUUUGGAGAGCCAAUAUUCUUGGCUGGUUGCUCAGAUGGGAGUGUGCGGCUGCACGGGCUGAGCUCUGAACGCCCCCUCCUGCAGUGGGACAGCAGCACCAAUGGCCAUGCGAUCACCAGCCUGCAGUGGUCCCCGACGAGGCCUGCCGUGUUCCUGGUUCAGGAUGACACGUCCAACAUCUAUGUCUGGGACCUCCUCGCCAGUGACCUGGGCCCUGUGGCCAUACAGCCCAUCUCCCCAGACAGGCUGGUGGCCAUGGCUGUCGGGGGAGAAGCGGACAAGGCCAGUGGCAGCGUGCUGGCCCUGGUGCUAGCCCGGGCCUCUGGAGCCAUCGACGUCCAGCUCCUGAGGAGGCGGUGGGCAGCCCCGGAGGCAGAUGAGUGCAGCAGGCUGCGUCUGCUUCUGCGGGAAGCCCUGUGGAAAGAAGGGACACCGUGCAUGUGACAGGCUGCUGCUAGUGAAACGGCCCAGGUGUAAAGACAUAAUUACAGGCAGAUAAUUGUGCAUCUGUGUGCAUGUGCGUUUGUGUACAUAGAAUAUGUAUAGUCUGUACAUAAUUUAUUUUAUAAGAAUGCUACUUUGGAAUUCCAAGUAAAUAAAUGGCUAUUUUUGAACUGAAACAAAUGAACAUUUGAGUGGAUACAACACAUCAAAGGAAAGUCUUGUCUAGAAAGCUCUUUGAGAGUUAUUUUUAGAACAGCUUUAGUAUAUUGCCACAUUUAUUACUAGAUUCUUAACAGUCAC